Molecule: messenger RNA, 1033 nt
Organism: Eruca vesicaria subsp. sativa (arugula)
Lineage: Eukaryota; Viridiplantae; Streptophyta; Magnoliopsida; Brassicales; Brassicaceae
Source: the annotation of a GenBank genome assembly
UCUUGUCUCUCUGACAAACAAAGAUGGAUAGAUCAUCAAUCCAGUGCUUCUUAUUCAUACUUAGCACAAUCAUCGUCACUUUUAUUUCAUGUUCGGAUGCUCAAAGAGAAGUUGAGGAUGAAAGUGAAUUUAGCUACGAACAGAACGUAGAGAACGGGCCAGAGAAAUGGGGGAAACUAAAACCGGAAUGGAAAAUGUGUGGAAAAGGAGAGAUGCAAUCUCCCAUUGAUCUUAUGAACGAAAGAGUUAGAAUUGUUUCUCAUCUUGGAAAGCUGACGAGAAACUACAAACCUUGCAAUGCCUCUCUCAAAAAUAGAGGCCAUGACAUGAUGCUAAGGUUUGAAGAAAGACCAGGAAGUAUUAAGAUCAAUGGUAAUGAAUACCAACUCCUACAGCUUCAUUGGCAUUCUCCCUCUGAACAUACGAUCAAUGGAAGAAGGUUUGCUAUGGAACUACAUAUGGUUCACGAAAGCACUAACGGAAGUAUGGCUGUAGUCACAGUGCUCUACAAAAUUGGAAGACCAGACUCUUUUCUCACCUUGUUGGAAAAGAAAUUGUCGGCGAUGAGAGAUCAAAAUGCCGCAGAGUUUAAUAUAGGAAUGAUUGAUCCAAAGGAGAUUCAGAUUGGGAGCAGAAAAUACUAUAGAUAUGUUGGAUCACUGACCACUCCUCCUUGUACGCAAAAUAUCACUUGGACCGUCGUCAAAAAGGUAAGGACCGUGGCGAGAAACCAAGUGAGACUACUCCGAGUGGCUGUUCAUGAUGAUUCAAAUACAAACGCAAGGCCGGUUCAACCUAUAAAUAAGCGUGUGGUGAAACUAUACAGACCAACAACUUACUGAAUCAGAUACAAUAUACACUUCAUUCAUUUUAUUUUUACAAAAUAUUGUAUGUGUGCAAUACUAAAUAAAGGAUGUGUUUCUUGAUUAUAUUUUGGUGUCCCAUCUCAUUCCGUUAUUUCCACGACCUUCUAUGCAAUAUUAUAUUUGUUUGUAAAAGACCUUCUAUUCAUUAUUAUUCAUGUUGAAGUGAC